ACUUCCUGCUCGUUGACACCAGGUCGCACCGUAGCGACUCUCGCACCGUCCGCCGGUGUCGUGUCUCUCGCUAGCUUAGCGACAUUAUUUCCAGUGACUUGAGAGUGAGGUUAGCCAAAAAGAGCUGCGGGGAACCGUCGUGUCCGCUCACAUCCUGGUAUGGAAGAGCUGGGAGAGCAGUACUACAGAGAUGCCAUGGAGCAGUGUCACAACUACAACGCCCGGCUCUGUGCCGAGAGGAGCGUCCGAAUGCCGUUCCUCGACUCUCAGACCGGCGUCGCUCAGAGCAACUGCUACAUCUGGAUGGAGAAGAGACACAGGGGACCAGGCAUGGCCCCAGGGCAGCUCUACACCUACCCGUCCAGGAGGUGGAGGAAGAAGCGUCGAUCUCAUCCCCCAGAGGACCCACGACUUAUCUUCCCCCCUGUCAAGUCAGAGCUGGAUGUAGGUGUGAAGAAGGAUGCUCUUAUGUCGUCGGACGGCAGCAGCCUGGAGGCCCUGCUGAAGGGAGAUGCCUUGGAGAAGCGCACGACCGCAGAGCUGCGAGGGUCCGAAGAAGAUUCAAACACGAGCGACUACACCGGAGGCCUGAACCCUGCAGCUCGGAUCAGAAAGAGAAUCCUCGAGCCAGAUGACUUCCUGGACGACCUAGAUGAUGACGACUAUGAGGAAGACACGCCUAAAAGAAGAGGCAAAGGGAAAGGGAAGGGCCGAGGAGUGGGCAGCAGCAGGAAGAAGCUGGACACGGCAGCACUGGAGGACAGAGACAAGCCGUAUGCCUGUGACAACACUAUCAAACAAAAGCAUAUUUCAAAACCUUCUGAAAGAGUCUGUGGGAAGCGUUACAAGAACCGUCCUGGCCUGAGUUACCACUACGCCCACUCCCACCUGGCCGAGGAGGAGGGUGAGGAGAAGGAAGAGACGGAGAUCAGCGAGCCCGCUCCGCCGCCGCCCGACGAACCUAAAACUCCCAAGAAAGGACCUGACGGUCUCGCGUUGCCCAAUAAUUACUGUGAUUUCUGCCUGGGAGACUCCAAAAACAAUCACAAGACGGGUCAGUCAGAGGAGCUGGUGUCCUGCUCCGACUGUGGACGCUCAGGCCACCCAUCCUGCCUGCAGUUCACCCCUGUGAUGAUGGCCGCCGUGAAGACGUACCGCUGGCAGUGCAUCGAGUGCAAGUGCUGCAACAUCUGCGGCACCUCGGAGAACGACGAUCAGCUCCUGUUCUGUGAUGACUGUGACCGAGGCUAUCACAUGUACUGUCUCAACCCGCCCAUGUCCGAACCUCCAGAGGGGAGCUGGAGCUGUCAUCUAUGUCUGGCCCUGUUAAAAGACAAGGCCUCCAUAUACCAGAACCAGGACGCCCCGCCAUCGUGAUGGCCGUCCCCGCCCGCACGCUGCCACGUCACCCGACCGUCCCCCGCUGCCACGUGGUUGUACCCCUUCCAAGACAGAUGAUGAAAUCUGAGCUCUGACAGGCUGACCCCCCGAGGGAGGGGUUUCCAGACCCUGCGAUGAAUUGUAAAAAAAGGGAAGUAAACCGAACCAAACUGGCCUCACUUCGCUUCAGAUAUGACUGUUACACAGUUCAGAGCUCAGAUUUAGCCCCAGAGAUAUAUGCCACGUAGCCAAUUUGAGCAGUAGUGAAUUUCCAGACACGCAGCAUUAAAAGCCAAACUAGGACUUCCUGUUUCCGCCUUUUUACACAUCCACCUGUACCAAGUGGGUAAACCCUCGUCUCUGUCCUACAGCAUAGAGUUUAUGACUGGAGCAGAACUGGAGCUCGUUGGACUGAAGCAGCAUGCCAAUGCUGGCUCACUGUUCCAAAAAUAAGACAUUUUAUAGUAUUUAUAUAUUUCUAUGGUAUAUAAUAGUGUUAAGUAUGUACACAUUGGAAAAAGAAUGGUAAUGUAAUGGUCUUUAUAUAUUAGUGUCCAUCUCAUCAUAGUGGAAAAAUCCACAGCCAUUUAUUUUCUUUUAAUGGCGUUGCUGAUAUUAGAUGAUUAACUUUAGAGUCACAGGGAUAAGCUUAGACUGUAAAUGAUUUUCCAUCUCGUCCACUGGCCGGCCACGCACGCACGCGAGCGUGCGCUGCCCGCGCUGCCCGCGCUGCUCUCGCUGCUCUCGCUGCUCUGAGCCCGGGAGGCUGCACGAGGACGCAGUGGCACAGUUCAUACUCACACUUGACUUGAAAAACCAUCUGCAGUCACAUGCAUGUCUGGCCCCUUUGACAGAUGUGGUGGUAUUGUUAUGAUCAUGCAAAUUCUGGUAAAAUCUGAAAGAUGACACUUGCACUAUCAGCCAGGUAUCAGGAUUAAAAGCCUUCAUGUUCUGUGUUCUAGCAGUUCGCUAAUAAUACAAUGUCCAAUAUUUGCCGAUGUAGUAACGCCACCAGAUUAUUGUCACAUAGUCGAGGACUAUGCGACCUUGCAGAUGGCCACCUGCUGAAAGUGAGACUCGGUCUGUUUAAUCUCAGAUGGCAGAUCAUGUGCGAUAUUGUAAAUCUUCUUUCUCAGAAAUGAUUACAGAGAGAUCUAGCAGUUAUGGACGAUGUGUAUAUGUUUAGAUAGUCCUGAUAGAACAACAGCUGCUUUUUGUCACUGCUUUCAUAGUUUUAUCAUGCAACGGUUUCCUUCUGUAGCGAGGCUAAAAGGUCUGGCUGAGCUGCCAAAGCGGUAACUUUACCUCAGACAGAGACAGUAUUUGAAGGGUCGGAACACACCGUAGACAGACCGGACAAAGGCUCGAGGCAGGAAUAGUGAUGACGGCUGUGGCAUCUGCUUCAAUAACCGCGUAUUCUACAUUUAAACAAGUGCAUGCUCAGUACACAUCUGCGCGCUACGUUGUCGCCUAUGCGUUAGGUGGGCAAAGGUGUCGGGAAGUGGUGUAAUAUAAAAUUAACCGUGCUGUCAUGUCGUUUCAAUAGUCAACUAACAAUUACCGAAGCAUUACACAAGUAUAACUUGGCUUUUCUUUUCUCAUCACGUUUUUUAAACUUACCGUUGUAGAAACAGCGGCGGCUACUAGAAUAUUUUUGCUGGUUGUUUUUGUACUCAUCGAUGUUUGCGUACCUGAUGUGUGGGGACGUUCUGGGACUUGAGUGGAAGUACCUUCCUAGUAAAUCCUGUGAUCGGCCGAGCUGCUCUCUUCCAAACCUCUGAACAACAACAAGCAAAGCCCAUAAUGUGAAUAGGAGGCAAACUUUGGAGCUGCACGUCGAGCGCUGAAGUAACGAUGGACCAUGUAUGCAAUUUACAAGCCGCGCUCAGAAAUGUCAUAAACAAGAUAUAUAUAAUUAUUUUCUAAUGCCAUUGUAUAUUUUUCUUGUUCCCAACUUUGGAAGAGAAUUGUUCAACACAAAAAAAUGUUUUAGCCAAGAUCACAGGUUUACUCAGUCGGUGAAUUCUCUUUGGGUGGACUUUCAUUUGGAUUGUGAUGGAAUGUUAUUGUAUGGAAUUUGUCUUCAGGAAAAUAAAAUACUAAGCACUAUAA
Molecule: messenger RNA, 3492 nt
Organism: Scophthalmus maximus (turbot)
Lineage: Eukaryota; Metazoa; Chordata; Actinopteri; Pleuronectiformes; Scophthalmidae
Gene: dpf2
Product: double PHD fingers 2
Exons: 12
Coding region: 160-1377 (405 amino acids)
Biological process (GO): nervous system development
Cellular component (GO): nBAF complex
Source: RefSeq, a predicted model, not a curated record